CCUUCUUGCCACCCUGGGCAGUGUCUGGGCCCUCAGCUCCCCCUCCUUCUAUCCAUUCUCACAAACGCACUACCACCGGCCCCAGUCCGGCCCCACAGCCACCAGCCCGGGAUACUCAGCCCAGGCGGAGGAAACACCGAGCCUAGAGACAUGGGAGUUCGAGGAGCAUUCCACCUUCUACUCGUGUGCCUGAGCCCAGUACUGGUGUCCUCUGUGCGGAUCAGUGGUGAUGGCCAGGAGAUCUUGUACCUGGCAGAAGGUGACAAUGUGAGAUUGGGCUGCCCCUAUGUUUUGGACCCUGAGGACUACGGCCCCAGUGGGCUGGACAUCGAGUGGAUGCAGGUCAAUUCAGACCCUUCACCUAGGGAGAAUGUGUUUCUUAGUUACCAGGACAAGAGGAUUAACCAUGGCAACCUCCCCCACUUGCAGCAGAGGGUCCGCUUUGCAGCCUCAGACCCCAGCCAGUAUGAUGCCUCGAUCAAUCUCAUGAACCUACAGGUAUCUGACACAGCUACUUAUGAAUGCCGGGUGAAGAAGACCACCAUGGCAACUCGGAAGGUCAUUGUUACCGUCCAAGCUCGGCCUGCAGUGCCUGUGUGCUGGACUGAGGGCCACAUGGCACACGGCAAUGAUGUGGUGCUGAAGUGCUUUGCCAAUGGGGGCACCCCGCCUCUUUCAUACAAGUGGGCCAAGAUCAGUGGACACAUCCACCCCUACCGUGCAGGGUCCUAUCAUUCCCAGCACAGUUUCCACUCUGAGCUGUCCUACCAGGAGUCCUUCCACAGCUCCAUAAAUCAAGGCCUCUUGAACAAUGGUGACCUGGUGUUGAAGGAUAUCUCCCGUGAGGAUGAUGGGCUGUACCAGUGCACAGUGGCCAACCACGUGGGCUACAGCGUAUGUGUGGUGGAGGUGAAGGCCUCAGACUCCCGGCGUGUCGGCAUGAUCAUCGGAGCAGUGCUGGGCUCUUUGCUCCUGCUGGGUUGUCUGCUGGUGGGCAUCUGGGGGCUCAUCUGCUGCUGCUGUGGGGGAGCUGGGGCCAGCUGUGCCCGUGGUGCCUUCAGCUAUGGCAACGGCAGCGGAGGGGCCUGUGGAGACUUGGCUAAUGAGAUCAGAGAGGACGCCGUGGCGCCCGGGUGCAAGGCCAGUGGGCACGGCAGCCGCGUCACCCACCUGCUGGGGUACCCGACGCAGACCGUCAGCCGCUCCCUGCGCCGCAAGUAUGCGCCUCCGCCCAGCGGCGGCCCGGAGGACGUGGUCCUGGCGCCCCGCACAGCUGCCGCCGCCUGCGAAGCAGGCCCUUCCCCGGUCUACGUCAAAGUCACCAGCACCGAGCCCGCCGACUGCGCCCAGGGGUUACUGCCGGGCAAGGACGGCCUGUUGGUGUGA
Pteronotus mesoamericanus is the source of this 1386-nucleotide messenger RNA. It is a transcript of the gene VSIG8, whose product is annotated as V-set and immunoglobulin domain containing 8. Lineage: Eukaryota; Metazoa; Chordata; Mammalia; Chiroptera; Mormoopidae. Bases 151 to 1386 code for a protein of 411 amino acids. The transcript is spliced from 7 exons. The record is from RefSeq and is a predicted model, not a curated record. Gene Ontology annotation, cellular component: intracellular anatomical structure.